GCGCACUGGAGAGUUCAUCUCGAGCGCAGUUGUAGGUAGCGGUGGUCGUGUGCGCGAGUGCGCAGAAAACCCGUGCGCAGCUCUGCAUGUAAACAAACGCGCGUGUCAGCAGGACAGAUCGAAUUUCACUCGUGCUUUGAUACUGGUGCGGUGCUUGCAUAUUAUAGUAGUCGUCAGUCGCUCUCGUAAUCGUACGGUGCACAAGGGUUUAUAGAGUUUGUAACUGAAAUUUAGUCUGUGAUACGUUUCGCAUAGUGAUCCAAAAUGGCAUACGUAGCAAUGAUAGAUCUGGACCCGGUGAUCGUUUGUCCUUACGACGAGAAUCAUCGUAUAGCCCGAUCCCGAUUGCAAAGACAUCUCGUCAAGUGCGAAAAGAAUUUCCCACCCGACUACAAACAGCAGUGCCCGUACGACGCCACGCACCGCGUCUUCCAGGAGGAAAUGGUCCAGCACGUGGAGGAGUGCCCGAUGAAAAUGCAAUACAUGGCCUCGUACAACUUCGGCGGCAAGAUACCGCCGAUCGACGACGAAUUGGAAGCCAUCAAGGACGGCGACGAGAUGUGGGACACGGAGGGUCCAGGAACGCCCGGUCAAAAUCCUUUCAACGAGCCGACUUACGGUCCGGUACCGGUCAGACAGAUCGCUGGACAAUCGCUCAGAGGAAAUGCUUUGAUAGCUAACAAAUACGGUUCCAAGCUGCGUCGUCCGUAUGGUUAUUCCGAGUCGUUCAUGAUAGACAUCGAUAACAAAGUGCAGGAUAGCGACACCGAAUCCGUAACGAGCGAUCGUGGCAUCGGAAGAGGCCAAGGUCUCAUUCCAUCCAUACGUGGCUUGAGCAUCAGAGGAAGAGGUGUGCCAGGGUUAUAUAGAAGAGGAAUCAGAGGAAGAAUUUAGUAUUAUUAAUUUCAUUUCUUUUUUAAACAAAAAUGACGUACCUGCUAAAAAUUUGAAAAAAGCAGUACUGCAGUUUCUAAGUGCACAAUCAGAAGAAUGUAUCUAAAGAGUAUUUAUCUUCUACUUAUACUUAAAUUAAUUCUUAUGUUAAAGAAAUGUAUUUUAUAUUAUUUUAUAUAAAACAUAAAUGAAAUAAACAAAUUAUUUUGAUAAUAAUAGUUAUCAAAAUGUCAAAAGUGUAUUUAAAAUUAUUCUUGUUUAUUCUUAUAUACUUAAAUGUUGAACAUGAUUAUGUACAUAUUCUUGACGAUUUUUUUUCUCCAUAUUUCGUUCCUGUCUCCCAAAUCGAACUUAAUUAAUAAUUCUUAUAGUUGACUGAUUAAAUGAGGCAAUAACAUUUUUCUGCAUAAUUAAGUAUCACGUUAUCUAAAUCACUUAUUCAUUUUCUAAAUAAUAUUUAACAUCUUUUAUGAACAAGCAAGAUGAUAGUUUAUCUAACAUCACGUUUUGGGUUUUGAUUAAUUCUUUUACAUUAUACAGAUUCUGUUGGUCAUGUUUCAAAAAUAUUGUAGUCAAAUUUAGAUAGAUCAUAAAAAAAAAAAA
Molecule: messenger RNA, 1497 nt
Organism: Trichogramma pretiosum
Lineage: Eukaryota; Metazoa; Arthropoda; Insecta; Hymenoptera; Trichogrammatidae
Product: protein D7-like
Exons: 3
Coding region: 265-894 (209 amino acids)
Source: RefSeq, a predicted model, not a curated record